AUUUGCCCUAAUUUCUUUCAGUCCCAAUUCACUUUAUUUGCUCAGAAAAUUUUCAUGUAUAUCCACUCACCGAUUUUUUUCUCUACUACCGAAAUCACAUUAAAUCAAAAGAUCGUUAUCAAUCCCCUUCUCAGCGCCGUAUGGAGCGCCGCAUCUCCACUAUCUUCCAGCGAGCGACCUUCUCAGGUGAGUCACGCCGAACGACCUUCUGCGUACGGGCCGCUCAUCAUUUUCCCUUAAUCUCGCAGCCGACCACUACCUCGCGACCGCCGUCCGAGAGACAUCCGCCACGCGAGAGACCUAUUCGCCGUCAGCACUAUGAAUUUGCCGAGCAAGCCCCUGCUAUACUCCGCCACGAACCACCCGGCUCUGGCAGGGAUUCUCUGUUGGAGAGGUUGAUGAAAGAGAUCCUGGGGUGUCUAUGCCGGGUAAAGCCAGAGUACGUGGACUCAGAAAUGGCUGAAUGCGGAGCAGGUUUGAUUUCUAUUUCUAUCAUCGAGCUGUUACAUCAUCUUUCCGGCAAUGGAGUUUUUGCUGAUGUUUUGGGCUGCUUGAUAAGCAGUGUGAGCAUGGAACUGUACUGCGCUGAUCCGAUUCAAGUUCUCAAGGUGUUAGCCUCGGCGGUGGGAUAACAUACUCCUAAUUGGGAUGCGUUGGCGGACAUAGACGUGGUUGGAGUGCUACUAGAGCUAAUGUUGUUCCUCGAUUAGUAGAGCGAUUAACAUCAGAGGCUUUAAAUGAAGAUAUUGAAUAGCAGGUAUUAGGAUGGUACAACAUUUUUCUAUGGAACUCUGGUGGAUUUAUUGUAAGUUGUAAAGGGUAUGAUUAAUUCGAGUAUGGAGAUGGGCAUGAUGGUUUUCGUGGCUACCACUAGGAACAAAAUCUGACCUCAAAUGUUACAUGUGAGCAUUUUUUUUGUGUGGCUGCUUAGAUUUAGCAAGAAGGUCCCGAGGCUAGUAUUUCGAGGUUGAUAUCUUCAAGACACUCUAUCAGAGAUAUGUCAACUUAGAAAUGCGAUAUAAUGGGAUUUGCUAUAUUUUUUUAUGAAAGUACUUAGGCUUUCUUUUUUUUUUUUUUUUUCUUAUUUUUGUUUGGAACAUUUUGAGAUUGUUAGUUCGUUUAUUUAUGGUUUUUAAUUAGCAAACAUACUAUUAUUGUUAUUUUUUCUAAUUUAUCAUCUAGAACAUAGUACC
Striga asiatica is the source of this 1193-nucleotide messenger RNA. Lineage: Eukaryota; Viridiplantae; Streptophyta; Magnoliopsida; Lamiales; Orobanchaceae. The record is from the annotation of a GenBank genome assembly.